ACGCGCUUCUUCGUUUGGAGCGCGGUGCAAGAGGCUGGCUGGGGGCAGCUGGGUGGGGAGGUGCGCGGCAGCAUCUGCUUUUGCAAGGGGGCUCUUGGGGUUUGUCUGAGCGAGUUCCAACAUGAGUAACCAAGCGAUCAGCUUCCUUAAGGACUUCCUGGCUGGCGGGGUUGCUGCCGCUAUUUCCAAGACAGCUGUCGCUCCCAUAGAGAGAGUUAAAUUGCUGCUGCAGGUCCAGCAUGCCAGCCAACAGAUCACAGUUGAGAAGCAGUACAAGGGGAUCAUGGACUGCGUGGUGAGGAUCCCCAAGGAACAGGGCAUCAUUUCCUUCUGGAGAGGCAACCUGGCCAAUGUCAUCCGUUACUUCCCCACCCAGGCCCUCAACUUUGCCUUUAAGGACAAGUACAAGCAGAUCUUCUUGGGAGGAGUGGACAGGCACAAGCAGUUUUGGCGCUACUUCGCAGGGAACCUGGCCUCUGGAGGUGCUGCGGGAGCCACCUCCCUCUGCUUCGUUUACCCUCUGGAUUUUGCCAGAACCAGGCUGGCUGCCGACGUGGGCAAAGGGCUGAGUGAGAGGCAGUUCACAGGGCUGGGCAACUGCAUUGCCAAGAUCUUCAAAUCUGAUGGCCUCAAAGGGCUCUACCAAGGAUUCAACGUGUCAGUCCAGGGCAUCAUUAUCUACAGAGCAGCCUAUUUUGGGGUCUAUGACACAGCCAAGGGUAUGAUGCCUGAUCCCAAGAAUGUGCACAUCGUAGUGAGUUGGAUGAUUGCCCAGUCAGUCACCGCUGUAGCGGGACUGGUAUCCUACCCUUUUGACACUGUCAGACGUAGGAUGAUGAUGCAGUCUGGCCGAAAGGGAGCUGAUAUUAUGUACAAGGGCACAAUUGAUUGUUGGAAGAAGAUAGCUAAAGACGAAGGAGCCAAAGCUUUCUUCAAAGGCGCCUGGUCCAAUGUGUUGAGAGGCAUGGGUGGUGCUUUUGUAUUAGUAUUGUAUGAUGAGAUCAAGAAAAUUGUCUAAAGUAAAUAAAACUAUUCUCUUCAGUUGUGUAAUAUACUACUUGUGGUUUAAUGGACAACAAAAUAUUUCCUAGGGACAUGAAGAUGGCUGUCAUGGGGGAAAUCCAGUUCAGAGAAGGAUACAUAAUUGUUUUAAUGGUUGUCCAUUGGAUCAUAGUUAAAUUUUGAAUGAAAUGUCCUCAGAUACUUAUAUUGGAACCUGUGUAUAUAUAAAAUAUCUGCACAAUAUCACUAAUAUACUUAUUCCUAUGACGAGUGCAUUGCUUGAUGAUUUGGUGGCUUACAUGCUAGCUGUUAAAAUAGUUCACAUUAGAUUUUAAAACAAGUCAAGAUCAAGUACUUAUUUGUAUUAAAGUGAAUGUCUCUAUUGCUACCCAACAGCAUCAGGGCAUUCAAAACAUAUGGAUGAAGAGCAUGCUUCUCCUAUGAGGCUGGAUUUAAAAAUCUGAUAUUAAAGUGAAAAAAGCAUGUUUACAGAUUAACUUGCUUACUAUCUGUAAGCACCAGGAAAUAGGUUCUCAACCACUGCUGUCCCCCUGAAUAAGCCCUCCCUUAAGGUAAACGAGGUCCUAAAUUCCUCCUAAUAUUCCAACAAACAGAGUAUUUCAGUCUUUCAAAGUUUAAGUGCCAUACAAACUUUUGCUUUUUGUAAAGAUAUUACUUGUCUGGAUUAUACUUAAUGUUCAAUUGAACCAAAACAGAAAAAAUAGUGUACUAAUCAUAUUCAGUUACUUUUUCUCCUAUUUCAAUACUGCUCCAUUUUUUAAAUAAUCCAUGCUUGCAAUAAGUGUUCUGCAUGUACAAGAUGUAUACUAAAAUACAGAGUACAUAAGUACACUUCAGAUAGUAAUAUCCACACACAUUAAUAAAUGUAAAAAACCUGUUUUAGUAUGAAGCAUUGGUAUGACUAACCCUAAAACACCUUACUAGUAAUGAUUCUGGAGAUAGUGACAAUUUAAGUCACUAGUUUCAAUAGCUUAUAAUUUACCCUGAAAUGCAAUUCUCUCAGGAUUAUUCUCAACUAAUUGUAACACUUUUGCAGGGGAGGUGAGAUGGAAGUGGUGGUGCAGAAAUCUGGCAGUCUGAGUUUUCAUUAAGAAACUUAAAAUUUGUAUGUGUUGAAGUGGUACAUAGCUUAUUCUCACUGAGCAGUAUCUGUGUUCUGCAUUUGAAAAUAAGUGCCUGGGCAAGGAUUAAUAAUUUAAGACUGUGUACCUUGUGCAUCUUCUAGUGAUCCAAAUGCACGGUCUGAUAUAGCCACCUAGCAAGAUCAGGAUUAGACUUUCCAAGAGAGGGCUUUUUUUUAAUUGCCAAGUGAGGCAAAAAGACUGGCAUACUUGAUUUGUACUUUUUCACAUCUUAAAAUUGGGACGCUGACUACAAUGUUCAAUGCACCUUUUUGUGUGAAAUUUAAAUGCAAAAAGUCUACUAGAACUUGCUAUGCUACAAAGCUAUGUAACAUUGAUACCUUUUUGUAAUAACAGGUGUGUAUGAACACAGUGGAUUUUAGGUAGGUUUGUUUGAUAGAGCUAACUAAUCUUGGGAAGCUGGGCAUUUCCCUCCUAAAUGUAAACUGCAAAGUACAGUAGCUCUCUGAUUGUGUGACCUUGAGUAAGUCAUCUUAUGCUUAUGCCUCCAUGAACCCUACUGAGAAAUGGUUUU
This is a messenger RNA of Mauremys reevesii (Reeves's turtle), 2679 nucleotides long. It is a transcript of the gene SLC25A4, whose product is annotated as solute carrier family 25 member 4. Bases 122 to 1018 code for a protein of 298 amino acids. Gene Ontology annotation, biological process: mitochondrial ATP transmembrane transport; mitochondrial ADP transmembrane transport. The record is from RefSeq and is a predicted model, not a curated record. The transcript is spliced from 4 exons. Gene Ontology annotation, molecular function: ATP:ADP antiporter activity. Lineage: Eukaryota; Metazoa; Chordata; Testudines; Geoemydidae. Gene Ontology annotation, cellular component: mitochondrial inner membrane.